Molecule: messenger RNA, 1494 nt
Organism: Anopheles funestus (African malaria mosquito)
Lineage: Eukaryota; Metazoa; Arthropoda; Insecta; Diptera; Culicidae
Exons: 2
Coding region: 56-1171 (371 amino acids)
Source: RefSeq, a predicted model, not a curated record
ACUAUCAGAAAUAAUUCAGUCCCCGUUUUCUUGUUUGUCGGGCAAGUUUUAGGAAAUGGGAGAGCCAACUUCAAGCGAUAUGGAAGCUUUGGUAGAUGAAGCCAUCACCCUACCAGAUGGUGUGAUAAACUGUACUGAAUUGAACCGAUUGCUAAAGUGCUUGGUCGAAGGAGUGUCUAAAAUUGCACAAGAGUUCGAUGACUUGCGCACAACCAAUGACGAACGGUUCCAAAUGCUCGAGGAUUCUAUCGCUGAAGCGCAACAACCAGCCGACACGGAAGAGGAAGAACAACCCAUAUUGAUCCCGUGCGGUGUACCUAUCGUGAGCGAACCAGAACAAACAGAAACUUCCCCCCAAAAGGAGAUUCUUCCGAAAGAAGUCACUUCCGAGACAUUGUUGAAAGAGAUCGACGAACAGGCAAACGAAUUCCGGAACAACGAAUCAAAGUUGCUCGCGGUUAUAGGCGAUCUUGAACAGCGGUUGGAAAAAGUGGAACAAUUGUUCUACCAAAAGCUGGAACAAUUGUCCAAGGAUUUUCAACACUUCCAAACACUGGUUGAAAGCAAGCAAACCAACCUGGAGGAAGCGACAUCGACCGCAUCCAUGCUGCAAACCGUCAGCUCGACCGAGCAGAUGAAUAAGCUAGCUGAAUUUACCGACAAACUGGACGAACUGCAACGCCAGAUGGAGUUACUGCUCAGCCACCGGGAUCAACUGCCGCUUCGAAUCGAAGCAAUGCUGGAGGAAAAGCUAAAGGAAGGCGAAAUGACUGCUGCCGGCAAGAAACAUUCACGCGUGCCUAGUGUCAGUUCAACGAAGGGUUCUGUAAUACCUUCCAAAUCAACGUCUUACGGUCGGGUGACGGAAUCAGCCGCAACGACCCAAGGGCUGAUGGAUAACUUAACUUGUCUUUCCUGCGACACGAAGAACGUAGUACAGCGGAUGCGUAACGGACGCUAUCUGGCACCGAGGACGAGCGCAAAAUUAGCCGUAGUCGCACGAAGGCUACAAGAGUCGGAUGAUAUGCCUAGACUGCAGCCAGGAUCACGGUGGAACCGAACUUGUGGCGGGUCUUACACGGUUGUCAAACCGGACGAAAGAGUUUUCCGAUCAGUGAAUGUACAGUUUAAUCAAACGAUUCAGGAGGAAAACUCUGAACAAGAUUGUUGAAGAGCUAAAUAACUCGAAUAACAAAACAUCUUGACCGAACCAGAAGCAGUCUUUCGAUCUACUCUUGUUGAAAUUUAAAAGUGUACCUUAAAUUCCACGUAAAUGGCAUCUUUUCGGCCGAAAAUGAAACCCAAGAAACAGAAAAGCUGCUGUUGUUUGGCAGCAUAUGAAGAAGAUUUAAACGGUUUAGGCGGUGGACGUUAUACUGGUGGCAUUCACACUGUUACAUAUCCUGAGGAGCGUGUCUUUCGUGACAUUCGCUACACCGGAUCAGUGGGGGCAACGAAAUUGAAACAAUUAAUCAGACAACGUCCAAAAAAAAA